AUGGUCGAUGAAAGUCAAGGCCCAGAUGAUGUAAGUUACAAUUAGCUAACCUUCACACAUCAAGAAAUUGAGGAAAAGGUCAUGGAAUCUGUUGAAGCUGUCUUGGCAAACAGAACUUAUGAAGAACGUGAAGUUCAAAGAUGAAUCAACGAAAUUUGUGAAAGAGUUAUAAAAUCACUUUACGAUACUCGAAAACCUUUUAAAUAUAUAGGUAAGAUUUAAACAGUAACCUGCUUGAUAAUGCAAAAAGCUGAAGCUGGCCUACAAACAAGUACUGCGUGCUUUUUCGAAGGCGGGACUGAUAUGUCACAGCAGUUUAUUUGGCCGAAAGAAAAAUCAAAAGACCAAGCAAACAAAACAUUGAACUGCGUUGUAACUGUCUUUUGCUGCAAGUUUUAG
This is a messenger RNA of Blepharisma stoltei, 399 nucleotides long. Lineage: Eukaryota; Ciliophora; Heterotrichea; Heterotrichida; Blepharismidae. The record is from the annotation of a GenBank genome assembly.